Molecule: messenger RNA, 1241 nt
Organism: Tripterygium wilfordii
Lineage: Eukaryota; Viridiplantae; Streptophyta; Magnoliopsida; Celastrales; Celastraceae
Product: probable CDP-diacylglycerol--inositol 3-phosphatidyltransferase 2
Exons: 12
Coding region: 317-1000 (227 amino acids)
Biological process (GO): phosphatidylinositol biosynthetic process
Cellular component (GO): Golgi apparatus; membrane
Molecular function (GO): CDP-diacylglycerol-inositol 3-phosphatidyltransferase activity
Source: RefSeq, a predicted model, not a curated record
UUAUGCAUUUAUUUUUUCUAGGCUUCUCUAUCCUUGCGGUCUUUUCCUCUUCGUCUCCGUCGUUUCUUUAAUCCUUCCCUGUUCUAUUCGGCCUAUUCUGCGCGAUCCAAACGCAUCGCCAGUUCACUCCAAGUCGCAGGCAUUCCCUUUACGGAGUGGUCUGGGCCCUUUUUUCGUAAUCGAUACCCUUACCGUCGCCGCCGAAUCGACUUUCCUUCAGCCGCAUCCGCAACUUCGACGUUCCUGCGCGAGGCUCCCUCGUGAAUUCCUGGAUCCACAAUUGAAAUUGUUGCGCAAUCAAGUCAAAGAACCUUCAAUGGCCCAUAAGUCAAGGACAAUACCCAGCAAAUUAACUGUGUAUCUUUAUAUCCCCAAUAUCAUUGGAUACCUGAGAGUUCUCUUGAACUGCAUUGCAUUUGCCUUAUGCUUUUCCAACAAGUGGCUUUUCUCGGUUCUCUAUUUUGUAAGCUUCGUAUGUGAUGGUGUUGAUGGUUGGUGUGCUCGCAAAUUUAAUCAAGUUUCAACCUUUGGAGCUGUUCUGGACAUGGUAACAGAUAGGAUUAGUACGGCCUGUCUGCUAGUAAUCCUCUCCCAAGUAUACAGGCCUGGUUUGGUUUUCCUUUCAUUGCUUGCCUUGGAUAUCGCCAGCCACUGGUUUCAGAUGUACAGUACUUUCUUGGUAGGCAAGGUCAGUCAUAAAGACGUGAAGGACAGCUCCAAUUGGCUUUUCAAGGCUUAUUAUGGAAACCGGAUGUUUAUGGCUUACUGUUGUGUCUCGUGUGAGGUUCUUUAUAUAAUCCUAUUUCUUCUUGCUGAGAACCGAACAGAAAAUUUGAUAGAUGUUUUGACGAGUUCUGCCAAAAAGAGUUUGCUACUCUCCCUUCUUCUUGGUUUGAGUUUAUUUGGAUGGGCAGUCAAACAAGCUGUUAAUAUGAUACAGAUGAAGACAGCUGCAGAUGCUUGUGUUCUUUACGACAUCAACAAAAAGCAGAAAUCCUAAUGGGGUUUUCUUGUCCGUUGCAGACAAAAUCACUUUCAAUUGAUCUGUAAAGAAAGAUAUUUUGUAGAUGAUAAAUUUUGUUUCUUUUUUGUUUUUUCCACACUCUGAUGUUUUAUGUUAGAAACUCGAAUAGCUUUUGAUAAUGAUAAUAUUUGAUGGGCACUGCAAUGUAAGUGCUUUGAAUUUGAUGAAUCCACAUUUGUUUUCCUUAAUAGUAAACAUCAGGCUUGUUCAAACUCUA